CCUACUACAUUGUAACAUCCCACAACAAGCAACUUCGUGGUUUCCGCUGUUCGUGGAAAACACCUUACGCGGGUGGGAGUUCUGUCUGCAUUAGCACCGACCAGGGAUACGGAAAAUAUUAUUUUGAAAGAUUGCAUGAUGUGAACAUUGGGUUGUAUUAAUUUAUCCUCGCCGAGUUUUAGGCAGUCUGAAACACUGCACUUGAACUUGAAACGCCGCUCACCUGAACUUCCGUUGUUCUAGUGGUGAAAAAAGCGGCAGGCGUUCGGGUGCUACCUGUAGCCUGUACAACCGAGAAGGGGAGGACUGUCGCGUUUCUGAAGAACCGCGCGUUCACGCUCUAUUUCCAGUAAUUUCCAAUCGCAUCCUCUUCAGCAGACUUUCUAUUAUACGCUUCACAAAGGUUAAGUUAGCAUGGAGAGUUUGAAGGUGUUUCAUGAACGAGUUGAUCGCAUCAUCUCCGAACCAGUGGAGGACACCGAUCCUAGCAGCCUGUUACCAGAUAAGUCAUUAAUGUCCAACUAUCCAGUUCAAGUCACAGAACUUGGAGGUAACCAAGCUUUCUUCAGAGGGACUUCACCUUAUAUGUCGUCGCACAGCCACCUGCAUCAUCAUGUUUCAUCUGCAGAGACUAUGGCCUUCACCAGCGUACCGCCCAGCUACAUGAUGGCUUCCUCUGAGAAGAUAAGACAGCCAGUUGACGAGAGCAAUAACAUCUACACUGACACAAUGUCAGCAGACUUCUUCAAUGGCUUGAAGUAUUCGGACAACCACUGCAAGAAGUGCUGCUACGCGGCCCCCCCGCCGAAGAUCCGGGACCUGAUGAACGACGCGGACCUGCUCUACGAGCUGCGGCUGAAGCUGGACCCCAGCCACUGCACCGUCAAGAACUGGAAGAACUUCGCCAGCCGCUGGGGCAUGAGCUACGACGAGCUGACGCUGCUGGAGCACCGCACGCAGGGCUCGGCCCAGAGCCCCACCCAGGAGUUCCUGCUGCGCUACAGCGAGCGGAGCGUGGCCGAGCUGACCGAACUGUGCCGGCUGUACCAGCGCAUCGACGUCCUGCGCGUGCUGCAGCGGUGGGUGGAGAAGGACUGGCCUUCGCGCUGGCGGAAGGCCCACUAGCCCCGCCCUGCUGGCGCGGAUCCCGUUUGUGACCUUGAGUCCUCCCCCCGCGACCUUCUUCUUCUGUGGUUUUUUUUUUUUUUCUUUUUUUUUUUUUUUGUAAAAAACGUUCGCCGACUGACCGGGAAGAGGGACCAGCGUGUGAGACUUUGGGCGGUGUCGAGCACACCACCUUUGGAUCAUGAGAGGCAUGGCACCUAGGGAAAAGGAUCCCCAAAGCCAGACCCUUCAGGAGGGGAAACUGUGGGCAAUCGCCCACCAAAUGUCCCCGCCCUACCCGCAGUCCACUCACCCCACCCCACCCCCGUCCAAAGUGAUCCUUCUGUUCUCACUGGAACUGGAUUUCAACUUUUUUUUUUUAAACUUUUGUUUUGGUUUCUAGCACACGCUAUUUUUUUCUGAGCUAUAUUUUCUGUUAUGACAAAGGUGGGAAAGUUUUCAUUGGACCUGUGUACUCAUUUUUUUAACAGUCCUGUAACCAGAGCUAGGCAACCAUUCAAGCCUCUAUGUGCAGGUUACUUUUUUUAGCUGUCGUAGAUCAAUCAGGCAAUUUUUCUAUGUGGAAAAAACCCAAUCCCAGAAGAACAGGGUAAAAUUUUGAAUUGUUCAGUUAAUGCCUGUCAUAGAUUUAAGUAUUUUAGAUGCCCUCUUCCCCCAGGCCAGCUGGUGUGAGUACACAAUCAUAACCAUGUGGUUGCUGUGUUUAGUUAGCUGGAUGUGAGUUCUCUGGAAACAACUAGCUACCCUUGGGAUUGACAUGUAUCAAAAGUCCUUCCUAAUGAUCAUGGAGUGCUUAAAAUAACUAAGUUCUGUCAAAUGUUCAUGUUAUUCAUUCUCCAAAACUACAUUUUCAGAGUUUUAAUACAGUUGUAUCUGUUGUAGAAUUAUCUUAACUCUUAAGCCGUGCUCUUUCUGCUGACAGAAUGUUUCUUCUGUUUCCUUGCCAAUAUUUAUUGCAUCUUCCAGACUACUCUUAUUAAAGACUACAACUGUAUGAAUGGUCUAUUUGAAAGGGUGUAAAUACUUCUUAAAAUAAAAACAUGGAAAUGAAUUUGUAAUGCUGUCAGUAAAUGCAUGGAUUUUAAAAUGGCAGUCAUUCCAUUUCCAAAUUCCAUUUUUAUGCCUCUGCGACGGCACAGCCGUCCACUUGGACUCAAGGAUGAACUGAUUAGAUUUUGGUGGUCAAAAGUCAAAGGUCAAGGUCACUGUGACCUCACAAAUCACGUUUUUGACUUGGCGAAGGCAUAUGACCGCGAGGCGGUAUUUCUAGUUCCAUUUAAAAUGGCGGUUACUUGUCAUUUUUCGUAAGUUUUAAGUUGUCCUUAAUGUGAAUAAAUGAAUGUUAAAUGAGUAAUUAGAACUGAUAAUUUCAAUGGAGGUAAUUUAUUAAUAAUAAUAUGUUGCAUAAUAUGUUAAUAUUCUGACCUGUCUUUUCAACUGAAAUUUGUAGUUUUUUUUCAAAACGGUUAAAUUUUUGUGGUUACCUGAAAGUGAAUAUAUUUUUA
This is a messenger RNA of Anguilla anguilla (European eel), 2630 nucleotides long. RefSeq names its product EDAR-associated death domain (gene edaradd). The record is from RefSeq and is a predicted model, not a curated record. Gene Ontology annotation, biological process: signal transduction. Bases 415 to 1125 code for a protein of 236 amino acids. Lineage: Eukaryota; Metazoa; Chordata; Actinopteri; Anguilliformes; Anguillidae. Gene Ontology annotation, molecular function: protein binding. The transcript is spliced from 7 exons.